AGCUCGUCUCGUUUUGAUGCGACUGCAACAAAAAAUGGAGUGUUUGUUAUAAACAACGCAAAGUUUUAGAAAUUUUCGGUAAAUUUUGCCUGAAUUAUCUCAUGAUAGCAUAUUAAAUAAGUUUAGGAGAAUAGUUUAACAGUUACGGAUUGUAGUGGUUGACCGUGAUCGUGAAAAUGCGAGCGUCGGGGCCGAUUUACAGUGCGUUUGUUGUGCUGCUGGUAGUGCUGUUAGGAUCAGACAAUGUGCAUUCCCAACGAAUCAAGGACAACAUGUACACGCCGAUCAGCGGGGCGCACUGCUUCCGGCGAUUAAACGGAACGCACGUAACCGGAUGCAGUUCCAAGUUGGGCGGAUCCGUGGGCGUUUUGCACUUCAUUCGUUCGGAGGCGGACAUUGACUUCGUGGUGCGAAAGCAUCCUGCCCCUCCUUACGCUCCGGUUCUGGCGCCUCAUCUGUUCACGCGGGAAAAUAUCCUCCGGCUGCGCAACCAGGGCGGUCGUCACGUUUCCGCUGUGGUGCUGAUUAACAAUGCCACGGAGCUGCAGCAGUUUAGUCAGGAAUCGCGCUGCCCGAAUCAAUUUAGUAGAUUUGCUGGGAGGGAAGAAGAAACGUGCGAUGUGGAGCGGCCGGAAGGCAGUUGGAAUCCCUGGGGAACGGGGCUGCUGUUGGAGGAUUUCCCCUUCCCGAUCUACUACGUGGCCGAUCCGGAUGAGAUCGAUAAGCUGUACGAUUGCUUCGAGAAGUUCAACAAUUUUGAUCUGGAGAACCAGCACAAGAGAAGCCUUUGCAGCAUCGAGGUGAAUGCCUUCAUGUCGGCAGCUGUCGACACGAGGGUUUGUCUGACCAGAUCGACGGUUUUCAAUUCGCUGACGCCGGUCAAGUUUUGCGAUCCCCUUCAGGGCAAGAACGUCUUUGCCACGUUGUUCCCUCGAACUUUGGUCAAGCCGGAAGAGAGAAAAGUGGACCCAAGCGAGAGGAUAAUCUUAGUGUCCAGUCGAAUGGAUACGACGACGAUGUUUGAUGGAAUUGGAUUGGGCGCGAUGGAUUCGUUGGUUCCGUUUACGGUCUUGGUUUCCGUGGCGCAUUUCCUAGCAAAAGUUCUGCCGGAACGGGUUAAGCCAACCGAUCCCAACGUGCUGUUUAUGUUCUUCAACGGGGAAUCGCACGAUUACAUCGGAUCGCAACGUUUCGUGUACGAUCUGCAGAAGGGAGCCUUCCCAACGAAAGGAGGCCUCACCAAUCCCAUUUCAAUGGAGAACAUCGAUCUGAUGAUAGACCUGGGAACGAUGGACGAUCUGAACAAGCUUAAAAUCUACAGAGCUUCUGAGCUGCCUAUCGCGGAUAAAAUUGCUCAAAUGUUCGGGAGGAUCAACUCCAGAUUUGCGUUCAAUAUCUCGGUGGAUAAGGCCGCUCCGAAGGAAGGUCUGCCUCCUGUUUCCUCCCAUUCGUUCCUCCGGGAAAACGCAUCCUUCCCCUCGGUAGUGAUCACGUCGGUCCCCGGAAAUCGCUACUACCAUUCCAUCUACGAUGACAGCGAGAAUCUCAAGUACACUUAUGGAAAUCACUCGACGGAACAUGACUUCACUCAGCUGGAAGACCUUGGCCAGCGGAACGCUCUUUUCGCGGAAGACUCCAUCCAACUGCGGUUGAGAAAUGUUUCAUCCCUCGUGGGGAUGGCGAUCUACGAGCUGAUCACCGGCUCGAAGUACGACCCUCGCUUCGGAACCAACAGUGUGCUGAUCGAUGAGUUCCUCUACUGUUUCCUACUAUCAGCCGAUUGUCCACUGUUCCACGCCGCAGCCAAACCCGACUACCCCAAGGCUUUCCCCGUUCCCCCUGUUCGUUACAUCAGCGUCCACUCCACGCUCCCCUCCGAAGCUUCCGGUUGGACGCAUCGCAUUCUCGGCUUGCUGGUCGGACAAAAAGUGGCCCAGAACACCAAAGCCGACUGUCAGGCCCUCCACCUGCCCUACAAUUGGUACGCGGGCUACUCCGGGCUGGGCGAGUGCCGUUGGACGACGCAGAACUUCACCCAGGCCCUGUCGCCGGCUUUCCUGGACGAUGCGUAUGACUUCAAGUCGCAUCGCUACUCGACCUGGACCGAGUCCACGUGGCGGGAGUUUUCAGCGCGGAUUUUCCUGCGGCCUUCGGCGGCGCACGAAACCCUCACCCUUUCGAUUGGGUUCGUCGUGAUGGUGAUCUCGUUCGUGCUGGUGUUUCUCAUCAACAGCCGGUCCGAGGUGCUGUUCAACCAGAGCUCGGCGACGAUACCGUAAGAUAGCGCCUCCAACGCAGUGCUAAGCACUCAUUUCAUCAACUGAUAUUUCGGAUGAGACUCAUUUUCCCGUCCCCUUUAUGUCAUCUCAACCCUAACUUCCUUAGUCGUAUUCAAUAUUCUCGCCAACCACAUCAACUAAACCCAUUAUAAAACUCUAGCAAUUUAGCUGCUAACUAAUUUUUAUUCCAAGUAUCAAUCAUAGAUAGUUUGUUUAAGAUUGCAAUGUGCGAUAAAUUAUUGACCAAACCACAAAA
Aedes aegypti (yellow fever mosquito) is the source of this 2535-nucleotide messenger RNA. It is a transcript of the gene Nct, whose product is annotated as nicastrin. The transcript has 3 exons. The coding region runs from base 177 to 2279 and encodes 700 amino acids. Gene Ontology annotation, cellular component: membrane. NCBI's taxonomy places the organism in Eukaryota, Metazoa, Arthropoda, Insecta, Diptera, Culicidae. The record is from RefSeq and is a predicted model, not a curated record. Gene Ontology annotation, biological process: Notch receptor processing; protein processing.